CUCUGCACUGUAGAGGCAACUGUGCGAGGCAUAUAGGAAGCACAGAAUCCCAACGCAGCAAAAUAUAGUCCAAUGAUGCCGGCCGAACGAACGGAAAUACCGUUAUGAUGUUGAAUUGGUCCUCAGCUCGAGAGGUGGUACUCUCGGUGCACAUCAGUGGCAGAAGGAAAAAUCAGAGGCAACGUGGCAGGAGAUUGAAAAACCUCUGUCAGCCGGUGGUUCGGUUGAUUUGAUUUCUCCCACCAGCCAUCAUUGGCACAACCAUUAUUUGUAAUCCAGCGUCUAAUCAGCGGUAGCCGCAGUUUAAUACGACGCAGGAUAUGGCCUGGACGCCUUCACCGGGUGGAGUUUUACCUGUGGCUAGCACAACCUGUAGUAUGAAGAAUCCACCCAUUUCGCAGCCGUGAUGGAAGGGGCUGGAAUCGUGAGCCUCAUUAACGAAAUGAGCAACACGUUUUUAAUCUGUUGGACUGCGAUUGAGCUUCGUUUGUGUCCGCGUCUUGUCGUUCCGGCAUGGCAGAAUUUGAACGAACUGCACGCCUCAACGAUACAGGAUCCGACAAAAGGGAUCAAGUUUUUGUAUGCUUUCCCACGAUCCCUUGGCCUGGUGACAGUCGGUGGCCAUGGUCUCGAUCAUUCCUGCGCAGGACACACGUCCACUUGGCGAAGCAGUGUCCCGAGCUCGAGCAUGACGCGAUGAAAUAUCCUCUCCAGGAGCAGCUUACCGAUCCCAUCGCCCCACGUGCGCUGUUCACCUGACACAGUCCUAGACUCCCGACGAUUGGGCCUCGAACGCGGAAUCAGAUCUGAUAUUAAUUUUCUGAUACUCUCAGAGAAAGUAACAUUCGCAUUGUGCUCACGUUUGGACAAAAGGUGUGAGACUUCAAUUUUGUAGACCACACUAAUCUGAAGAAAGCUAGUCUAAGGAUCGGUUUGACAAAAGAACACACGCCGAUGGGGGUUCGGAGAAUGUUUUUAAGACUCAUAAAUGUAAGGAAAAUGUGUCGAGGCUACUUGGUCGUCAUCAUCAAUUCUCACAAGCUUGUACAAGAUCUGGAGAAUUUGUGGAAUAUUUAAGUAAAACUUAGUAAUAAAGCCAAAAAUAC
Molecule: messenger RNA, 1106 nt
Organism: Marchantia polymorpha subsp. ruderalis
Lineage: Eukaryota; Viridiplantae; Streptophyta; Marchantiopsida; Marchantiales; Marchantiaceae
Source: the annotation of a GenBank genome assembly